Toxorhynchites rutilus septentrionalis is the source of this 1092-nucleotide messenger RNA. RefSeq names its product putative nuclease HARBI1. The coding region runs from base 1 to 1092 and encodes 363 amino acids. NCBI's taxonomy places the organism in Eukaryota, Metazoa, Arthropoda, Insecta, Diptera, Culicidae. The transcript is spliced from 2 exons. The record is from RefSeq and is a predicted model, not a curated record.
AUGUAUUAUGAUACGCCAAAUAUUCCUUUUCCGCUCGUUUGUGACAUCGGUCCUUCAUUUGAGAAAAAUCGGGCUACCAAAACAUACAAAAUACGCAGAGAGGGAGAUGACGACAAUUUCAAGCAGUUGUACAGGUUUAGUCGCGAAAAUGUAGGUUUCUUAGCAAGAACCUUUCUACCCAACUAUGAGGAAACCAGAGGGGGAGCGUUGCAAAACAUGCAAAAAAUUAAAUGUUUCCUGCGUUAUGUGGGCGAUCCCGGAUUCCAGGUGGGAGUUGGUGAGGAUUUGAGUCUACACCAAACGACCGUUUGCAAAACUGUCUGGAAAACGUGUCGAGCGAUCGUUGAAAAAUCCCACGAGUGGAUUAAAUUCCCAUCAACGAAGGAAGAAUUUGAACACGAAAAGAAAUUAUGGAUCAAAAAGUACAAGUUCCCUUACUGCAUAGGGGCUCUUGACUGCACUCAUGUGCUCAUAAAACGGCCACACCAUUUUGCCGAUGAAUUCGUCAAUCGUAAAGGAUUGACGUCAUUUAACGUUCAGGCAACGUGCAAUGGACGAGAAAUGUUCACGAGUGUGGAGUGUCGGUGGCCUGGUUCUGUCCACGAUGCCAGAAUAUGGAGAAAUUCCGCCAUUCGUGAAAUACUCUCCGACAACAACAUCGAUGCCGUUAUGCUAGCAGAUGAAGCAUACCCUAUAGCGCCUUGGCUAAUGACGCCAUUUAAAAACCUGUCAUCUGCAGAACAGAGGUGCUACAACAUUAUGCAUACUAGGGAAAGAGUGAUAAUCGAACGGGUAUUCGGACAACCUAAACAACGAUUUCCCAUUUUGCAAUCAAAAGUCCGCAUAUCAACGGAAAGAGUCCCACAGAUGGUCGUUGCGUGCUUCGUGCUCCAUAAUGUGGCGAAGAUAAUAAAUGAUGAAGAUUUCACGUUGCCGGAAGAGUCACUUCAGCCAAACUAUGUACAGUUCAAUGGGGGAGUCGAUGAUGGCAACUCUAUUCGCCGAAGAGGACAACGUCGUCGAGAUGCAAUUGCGAUGCACAUUAAAAUCAGUUAUAAUAUAGAAAAUAUUCUGCCUUCAAAACAUUAUUAA